Molecule: messenger RNA, 1235 nt
Organism: Octodon degus (degu)
Lineage: Eukaryota; Metazoa; Chordata; Mammalia; Rodentia; Octodontidae
Gene: Mrpl46
Product: mitochondrial ribosomal protein L46
Exons: 4
Coding region: 2-844 (280 amino acids)
Cellular component (GO): mitochondrial large ribosomal subunit
Molecular function (GO): structural constituent of ribosome
Source: RefSeq, a predicted model, not a curated record
GAUGGCGGCGCCCGUGAGGAUCGCUCUGUUCGGCUUGACGAGAGGCUGGCGGCAAUUCGAGAGGCUCUGGGCAGGUGGCUUGGGUUCUCGCAGCCUCUCUCUUGAGACCUCUCCCUCAAACAACAGGUCACCGUGGCGUUUAUGGGGCGCGUUAUGUCUGCAGCGGCCGCCGCUUAUCUCCAAGUCUCUGACCCCAUUGCAGGAAGAGAUGGCUGCUGUGCUGCAGCAGAUUGAGGUAGAGAGAAGCCUAUAUUCAGACCAUGAACUUCGUGCUCUGGAUGAAGCCCAGAGAAUGACAAAGAAGAAAGCUGACCUCUAUGAUGAGGAGGAGGAUGAACAGGAUAUAUUGCUUAUACAAGAUUUAGAAGAUUCAUGGGAGCAGGCGUUCCUAAAGUUCAAACCUGGAGAUCGUAUAACAGAAGCUGAUAAAAAAAAUGAUCGAACCUCACUGCAUCGGAAGCUAGACCGAAAACUUGUCCUGUUAGUCAGAGAGAGAUUUGGAGAUGAGGAUGUUUGGUUGCUACCCCAGAUAGAGUGGCAGCCAGGGGAGACCCUUCGAGGCACAGCUGAGCGAGCACUGAGCACCCUUUCAGAAAACAACAUGGAAGCCAAGUUCCUAGGAAAUGCACCGUGUGGCCACUACAAGUUCAAGUUCCCCCAGGCAAUGCGGACAGAGAGAGACCUCGGGGCCAAAAUAUUCUUCUUCAAAGCACUACUAUUAAAUGGAGACUUUUCUCAGGCCGGAAAGAAUGGCCAUCAUGUGUGGGUCAGUAAGGAGGAGCUGGGUGACUAUUUGAAACCAAAGUACUUGACCCAGGUUAGGAAAUUUCUUCUGGACCUCUGAUGACCUGUGGGUGAACCUCAGACAGGUUGGGCCUCGCGGACUUUGGUGUGGUUUCCCCACAUAUGCAGGGGAUGCUGAGCAGGAAACUGAAUUUGAAGAAUUAAAUGAAUCUGCCCUGUGUUGGUCUCAGCUGAUUUGUCCUGGGGGAACAACUGACUUCUUCCUGCGAAGAGCGAUCUCCCAGGGCACCUUUCCAUUUUCUCCAAUCUGAUAAUAAUUGAGUGUUUUAUUACUUUAUAGUGAAUUAAUUGACUUAUUGGGCCUAGGAAGAAAGAACAGAAGGAAAUAAAUUGACCUACAGCCUUGCAUUUUGGAAAGCUUCUAGACUUACAAGAAAAACCUCACUAUAUGGUUAUUUUCUAUUUUGUUUUUCCUUUCUACUUGAUAGGAA